This is a messenger RNA of Erinaceus europaeus (western European hedgehog), 2548 nucleotides long. RefSeq names its product negative elongation factor complex member B (gene NELFB). The record is from RefSeq and is a predicted model, not a curated record. Bases 224 to 1966 code for a protein of 580 amino acids. The transcript has 13 exons. Gene Ontology annotation, biological process: negative regulation of transcription elongation by RNA polymerase II. NCBI's taxonomy places the organism in Eukaryota, Metazoa, Chordata, Mammalia, Eulipotyphla, Erinaceidae. Gene Ontology annotation, cellular component: nucleus; NELF complex.
GAAGUGGGCGGCUGCGGCCAGAGGGGGGGCCGAGCUGCGGCGGGAGCUAGCCGAGCUGGAGGGCUCCGGGGAGAGGAGUUCGGCCAGGGCCCGGGGCCCGGGCGAGCGGGCUGCUGGAGGGUCUACAGUGGCCGCCGCGGCAGCGCCGCCGGGAGAACACGGCGGAGAUGGGGCGCCAAGCCGGGUGGGGGCGGGAGCCGGGGCGGGGGCCGGAGCCUCGGCCAUGUUCGCAGGGUUGCAGGACCUGGGUGUAGCUAAUGGCGAGGACCUGAAGGAGACGCUGACCAACUGCACCGAGCCGCUCAAGGCCAUCGAGCAGUUCCAGACAGAGAAUGGCGUGCUGCUGCCCUCCCUGCAGUCGGCAUUGCCUUUCCUGGACCUGCACGGAACUCCUAGGCUGGAGUUCCACCAAUCGGUGUUUGACGAAUUGCGGGACAAGCUGCUGGAACGCGUGUCAGCCAUCGCCUCUGAGGGAAAGGCCGAAGAGAGGUACAAGAAACUGGAAGACCUCCUAGAGAAGAGCUUCUCUCUGGUGAAGAUGCCCUCUCUGCAGCCUGUGGUGAUGUGUGUCAUGAAACACUUGCCCAAGGUUCCUGAAAAGAAACUGAAGCUGGUGAUGGCUGACAAGGAGCUGUACAGAGCUUGUGCUGUGGAGGUGAAGCGGCAGAUCUGGCAGGACAACCAGGCGCUCUUUGGUGAUGAGGUGUCCCCGCUGCUGAAACAGUACAUCCUGGAGAAGGAGAGUGCACUCUUUAGCUCCGAGCUCUCUGUUCUGCACAACUUCUUCAGUCCUUCCCCCAAGACAAGGCGCCAGGGAGAGGUAGUGCAGAAGCUGACGCAGAUGGUGGGGAAGAACGUGAAAUUGUACGACAUGGUGCUGCAGUUCCUCCGUACCCUCUUCUUGCGCACACGCAAUGUGCACUACUGCACACUGCGUGCCGAGCUGCUCAUGUCCCUACACGACCUGGACAUAAGCGACAUCUGUUCUGUGGACCCGUGUCACAAGUUCACUUGGUGCCUGGAUGCCUGCAUCAGAGAGCGGUUUGUGGAUAGCAAGAGAGCCCGGGAGCUGCAGGGGUUUCUGGAUGGAGUAAAAAAGGGGCAAGAACAAGUCCUCGGGGAUCUGUCCAUGAUCCUGUGUGACCCCUUUGCCAUCAACACCUUGUCACUGAGCACAGUCAGGCACCUACAGGAGCUGGUUGGCCAGGAGACGCUGCCCAGGGACAGCCCUGACCUCCUCCUCCUGCUUCGGCUCUUGGCACUGGGCCAGGGGGCAUGGGACAUGAUUGACAGCCAGGUGUUCAAGGAGCCCAAGAUGGAAGUGGAGCUCAUCACCAGGUUCCUGCCUAUGCUCAUGUCUUUUGUGGUGGAUGAUCACACCUUUAAUGUGGACCAGAAGCUUCCGGCUGAGGAGAAGGCCCCCGUUGUGUAUCCAAACUCACUUCCAGAGAGUUUCACUAAAUUCCUGCAGGAGCAGCGCAUGGCAUGUGAGGUGGGGCUGUACUACGUGCUGCACAUCACCAAGCAGAGGAACAAGAACGCACUCCUGCGCCUGCUGCCAGGGCUCGUGGAGACCUUCGGUGACCUGGCUUUUGGGGACAUCUUCCUCCACCUGCUCACCGGGAAUCUGGCACUGCUGGCAGAUGAGUUUGCUCUGGAGGACUUCUGUAACAGUCUCUUCGAUGGCUUUCUCCUCACUGCCUCCCCGAGGAAGGAGAGCGUCCAGAGGCAUGCACUGAGGCUCCUUGUCCACCUGCACCACCGUGUAGCCCCAUCCAAGCUGGAAGCCCUGCAGAAAGCGCUAGAGCCUACAGGCCAGAGUGGAGAGGCUGUGAAGGAGCUGUACUCUCAGCUUGGUGAGAAGCUGGAGCAGCUGGACCAGCGGAAGGCCAGCCCUGCUCCGGCCACAGAGACACCCACCCUGGAGCUGCCCCUACCUGCUGUGCCCGCCCCAGCUGCACUCUGAAACUGUACCCGGGACCACCAAGCCCUGAUUGGCCAGAAGUGUCUCCCGGACCUGAGCACCUCUCCUGAAGGGAGACCUUGGGCCUGACCCAGGAGACAGAGGCUACAUCCUCACUCUGCCCCAAACUGGGUCCCAGAGCCACCACUGAGAUGAACUGGUGGUUCUGCUUGUGGGCCCCUGGUUGGUUUUUGCCCUGAGCCUGCCAUAGUCACCGUGGCCCUUACCCCCCAUCCACAGAUGGGUUCCUGCCCGGUGUGCUGCGUCUCCCACUGUAGCAGAUGCAGGACUCAGGAUCAGAGAGAGGUCACCUGUGUUCCAGAGGAGGUGGUGGGGCCCAGAGAAGGGACAGGGCUGGCUGUAGGCAGUGUAACACACUUCGGUGCUCCAGGGAUUGUUGUAUCCCUCAAAGACUUAGGGAGGUUGCUUGGUUGAACCAGGACCCCACAGGCAGCAUCCAACACUGGACCUGCUGCCGCCUUGGUACCUGGGACAUGGCUCCUUGUUCAACUGCACUCUUAAGGCAGUGUGGACCCUCUUUUGUACAUGUGAAUCUCACCAUGUAAAUAAAAGGUGUUUGGUUAA